This is a messenger RNA of Meloidogyne enterolobii, 1500 nucleotides long. NCBI's taxonomy places the organism in Eukaryota, Metazoa, Nematoda, Chromadorea, Rhabditida, Meloidogynidae. The record is from the annotation of a GenBank genome assembly.
AUGUCUUCGGUUUCUUCGUCUUUUUCAAGAUUAAGAGGGACAAGUUUGACUGUAGAUGAAGGUGAAAGAGAAGAGGAUGAUAAGAAAGAAAGGGAAAGAAGAGAGGAAUCUGAUGUUUCAAUAUUGGAAGAAAUUGGAAGGAGUGAGGGGUCAAUAAAUGCUAGAAGAAAUGUUCAAAAACGUUCUUCAGGGAUUUGGAAUGAUCCGGUAAUCACAAUUAACGUUUCUGGAAUGCGUUUUCAAACAUAUCAAAGCACACUUGAACGUUUUCCUCACUCAAUGUUAGGCAAUCCAACAAAAAGACGAGCAUUUUGGAAUGAACAAUUAAAUGAAUAUUUUCUUGAUAGGAGUAGAACAUGUUUUGAAUCUAUUCUACAUAUUUAUAGAACUGGAGGUCAGGUAGUUAGGCCUGUUACUGUACCUGUUGAAAUGUUUAUUGAUGAAUUGUAUUUCUAUCAACUAAAAGAUGAUGUUUGGUCAAAUUUUUGUGAAAGUGAAGGUUGCAGAAUUGUUAAAGAAGAGAAAAAACCUUUAAAUCCUACACAAAGAAAAAUAUGGAAUUUGAUGGAACAUCCAGAUUCUUCAUUUUUGGCACGCAUUCUUGCUUCAAUUUCUGUUGCUGUUAUAAUAAUUACAGUCUCUUUUUGCCUUGAAAGCAUUCCAGAAUUAAAAUCACCUACAGACAGGGAAUGGUCUUCACCUUUCUUUUGGAUUGAAUUUUGUUGUUGUUUAUGGUUUUCUAUUGAACUCGUUAUUCGUUUUAUUGUAGCACCAAGCAGGACAGAUUUUAUGAAGUCAUUUUUAAAUGUACUUGAUUUUGUUGCUGUAGCUCCAUUUUUUAUUAAUUUAAUUUUACACGACGCUGAAAAUAAAAAUUCUUCGUCAACCUCAUUUGCUGUACUUCGAAUAGUUCGAUUAGUUAGGGUCUUUAGAAUAUUUAAAUUAAGUCGGCAUUUUACUGGAUUACAAGUGUUGGGGAAGACUUUCCGUGCUUCUAUACAAGAAUUCUUUUUAUUGAUUUUCUUCAUGGGAAUAGCUUUAGUUCUCUUCUCCAGUGGUGUCUAUUUUGCAGAACAAGGCGAACCAGGAACUAAAUUUACUUCAAUACCAGCAACAUUUUGGUUUGUUUUAGCAACAAUGACAACAGUUGGAUACGGCGAUUUGGUACCAAAUGGAGUUUAUGGGAAAAUUGUUGGUUCGUGUUGCGCAUUAAUUGGUGUAUUAACAUUAGCAUUGCCUGUUCCUAUUAUUGUAGCUAAUUUUAAACGUUUUUAUCGUCAAGAAGUUAUAUUAGCCAAAAUGUAUGAACAAAAUUCCCGUCCAGAAGAAAUUAGUGCAUUUAUUAAACAAAAAGGGAAACAUGGAGGAACAUUUAAAAUUUCUAUUAAUGGAAUAAAAAAAGAGGAUGGGGGCGAUGAUGAUACUGAUGUUGAAGGAGGAGGAAGAGGUUUUUUUGAUCAACACAAAAUUGGUGUUGACUCAAGCACUUUGUUGGUUUGA